AUGGCGCCUCCCUCGCCUCCGGAAGCGGAAGCCGCCGCCGCUGCCGCUGCUGCUGCUGCUGCUGCUGCUGCUGCUGCUGCACCUGCAGCAGCAGCGCCGCUGCUGCCGCCGCCCGAAGUGGCCCCCUGGGCCCCCCCCGAGCGGCUGCUGCUGGGCCCUGGCCCCACGAACUUCUCGCCCGCAGUGCAGCAAGCCAUGGCGCAGCCGGCAGUGGGGUACCUGGACCCGAGUUUGCUGCUGCUGCUGCAGCAGGUGCAGCAGCUGCUGCAGUACGCCUUUCAAACCAAGAACGCAGCAACGCUGGCUGUCAGCGGCACCGGAUCUGCUGCUAUGGAAGCAGCAAUUGCCAAUCUUGUAGAGCCUGGAGACUCCGUCUUAGUGCUCAGCAGCGGCUACUUCGGGGCCCGUUUGGCGGAGAUGGCGCGGCGGCACGGCGCUGCUGUUGCUGCUGCUGAGGCCCCCUGGGGGCAGGUCUUCCCGCUGCAGCAGGUGGCGCUGCUGCUGCAGCAGCAGCAGCCGGCGCUGCUGUGCGUGGUGAUGGCCGAGACCUCCACGGGGGCCCUGCAGCCGCUGCAGGGCCUGGGGGCCCUCUGCUGCAGCAGCAACACUUUGCUGCUGGUGGACGCUGUCACAGGCCUGGGGACUUCGCCACUUUUCGUGGACUUGUGGCAGAUUGAUGUUUGCUUCAGCUGCAGCCAGAAGGGCCUCAGCUGCUGCCCGGGGGCCUCGCCCCUCACUGUGGGGCCCCGGGCCCUCCAGAAGGUCUUCUCCAGAAAAAGCCCCGUCCGCAGCUGGUACUUGGACCUCAAGCUGCUGCUGCAGUACUGGAACGGCACCCCCAGCAGCAGCAGCAGCAGCAGCAGCAGCAGCAGCAGCAGCAGCGGUGGUGGCGAGGGAGCGGCGGAAGCGGCGGCGAAGGAGGCCUGCAGCGCGCUGUGCUGCACCAGCAGCAGCAGCAGCAGCAGCAGCAGCAGCAGCAGCAGCAGCAGCAGGGUGUACCACCACACGCCGCCGGUGAGCGUGUUGUACGGGCUGCGUGCUGCGCUGCAGUGUCUUGCUGCAGAAGGUCUUGCUGCUGCUUGGGCGCGGCACGCAGCAGCAGCGCAGCACCUGGUCCAGGGGCUGCAGCAGCGGGGCCUUCAGGUGUACGUACACCCCGCGCACCACCGCAGCCCCGCACUCACUGCUGUCAAAGUACCCCCCGGAGUUGCUGCUGCUGCAGUUCGCGCAGCUUUGCUGCAGGAGGGGGUGGAGAUAGGCAGCGGGAUAGGCCCUUUGAGCAGCAAAGUCUGGAGAGUGGGGUUGAUGGGAUUUAAUGCCACCAAGGCCAACGCCGAGCGCUUGCUGCUGCUGCUCGACAAGCACCUCAAGCUGCCCAGCAGCAGCAGCAGCAGCAGCAGCAGCAGCGGCUGCAGCACCGCCUGCAGCAGCAGCACCGACGAACUCAACGCCUGA
Messenger RNA from Eimeria necatrix, 1455 nucleotides. RefSeq names its product alanine--glyoxylate aminotransferase, putative. Gene Ontology annotation, cellular component: peroxisome. Lineage: Eukaryota; Apicomplexa; Conoidasida; Eucoccidiorida; Eimeriidae. Gene Ontology annotation, molecular function: L-serine:pyruvate transaminase activity; L-alanine:glyoxylate transaminase activity. The record is from RefSeq and is a predicted model, not a curated record. The transcript has a single exon. The coding region runs from base 1 to 1455 and encodes 484 amino acids.